CCCUCAAUUGCUACAGAUUCCACAGUCUGCUCUUCCUCACUAAAGAUGCAGCAACCUGCUUGACAUUCUCCUCUGGAAAAGGAAAAGAACUACUAGAGGAAGUAUGGCACUUGGAUGCAGAAAUUGAGCACCUUCCAUGUGAUCCAGAGAACAGUAACUCAGAUGUGUUCUGGAACCUUCUACCCAUGGUAGAACCUCUUAGCUUUAUGGAGAAAACAGAGUCAUUCUGUCUAGAGGUGCCACCCCAAGACUGCGGAGCCUCUCCUCAGCCUCCGCUGAGGAGCCUGCCAAAGCAGCACUGUGAGAACCAGGGGAGCCUCCUCCAGUUUGACCGGCAAGCCCCAGGCCGCAUCUCCACCUCGCCCACUUUGAGGAGAUUAAGGACCCGUGGCUGUGGGACUUGGCACUCACUGUCUCAGCAGGAUGCCUUGCAGGUGCCCACCUGGGGAAGCUGGAGAGAGCCUGCGGGCUCCCCACCUUACCUUUCCAAGAGCCUGCCGGGAAGCCCAAAGGAUUCUUCAUACUUGCUGUCACCCUUGAGACUCCACUCAAGAUUGACCUCUGAACCUGAAAGGGCCCUGAAUGCAGCUGACUCACGGGAGCCCCAAACCCGGCCCACUGACAAGUAUCUCCCUCCUGAGCUUCAGCCUGUCAGUGAAGAGUCCCUUCACCAGGCCUCUCUUCUGCUGCAAGAAGGCCCCUUCCUGUCCAGCCCCACCCCACAACGCCCUAGUCCUCAGGGAGAAGAAUUGCACCCAUCCAGGUGAGUAUGCAUUUAUUUUCUCCGGUGCUAUGACAUCUGUUGACUAUUUACUAUUAGAUUUUUAUUUCUGCCCUGACGUAACAAAGCUGACGGUAUAUUAACCAAUACACUUUGUUUUACAGCACUCAAGUCACUCUUCACAUUUAUAGUGUAAGAGUUUUCAUUUCAAGAGUCUCCCUUUAAGAGCACAGCAUUUGGGGGCAGGAUACAAUACCAUACGCAGUCAUAGUUUUCAUUUUGAAUUGUCAAUGUCUUGGCCCUGUGGCUUAAUUAACAUCCACUUAGUAAUACGUUUUGUCUGGUAGAGAAAAUAGAAAGGCCAGAGAUACUCAACAGCUUUUCACAGAAAAAUUUAGAGGACAAAAAAUUAAAGGAACAAGAUGUCUUGAUUACAUCUAGGGUGACCUUUAAAAUAACCUGUUAUGACAGACUGUGCCCUUAUCCAGAAUGAAGUAGUCUGUGUCAUUUCCGAAACCAGCUCUGAACUUUCAGCAUGGCCCCAGCAGAUCCUAGGAAUGGAUCUGCCAUCCCUGACAGGGAUGAAGAGUUUCUGUAGCAGCAAGGGAAAGAUCCAUGCCCAAUUUUAUCUUCCUGACUUGCGGGAUUGGCAGGAAAGCCCUCAUUUCAUUUGAAAAGUCACAGAGGAUUUUUUUGGAGAAAUAGCUGCCGUUUUAUUACUGGGCCUCAAUCUUCAAGCAAUAGUUUAAUGUUCAUAGCAGUAAGGAUAACAUCCAUGUAAACGUUCUUUGUUGAUUUUAAUCCACCUUGGCCUAAAUGUAUCAACAAAGGUAGAAGAUACUUACCAAGCAGUAGGAAAAUGCAAAUUGUUAUGUUUGUGUAUCAGUUAGCUAUUACUAGAUAAAAAAAACCACUUAAAGUAACA
This is a messenger RNA of Macaca mulatta (Rhesus monkey), 1646 nucleotides long. The record is from RefSeq and is a predicted model, not a curated record. NCBI's taxonomy places the organism in Eukaryota, Metazoa, Chordata, Mammalia, Primates, Cercopithecidae.